GAGAGGGGAAUGCUGUGUGAAUGUAUAAUUGAUGUUGUCCUCCUCAGUAUUCUGCAGUGAGUCUCUGCACACUGACUGUCAUCAUCAUGGAGGCUCUGCAGCAGUGAGCAGCACAACACCAGGCACCUCCAUCUUCUUUUAGCCUUUAUACUCCUCUCACGUCGGUGAUCUCUCUGCAGAAACACCACCGAAAACACCAAGAUGAAGCAUUUUCUGAGGGUGGUGACGCAGUUCUUCGUCUUCCUGUACUGUAAGUGUUUGUGGCGAGGACUGAAGUUCGUCACCAGGAAGCUAACGGGUCGCUGCGAGCUGCAGAGGAUCUGCUACAACAACAAGCAUGGAGCCCGCAGGACCCUGAAGAUAGAAUCAUCUCUGCGGUGUUCCAAAAAUACGCUGCUUCAGUCUGCGCUCAGCGUUCAUCCUGAUAAAGUGGAGAAGACCAUCGAGGACAUCAUGGCGCUGAAGAAGAUCAACCCUGACACCAACCCACAGCUGGGCAUCUCUCUUCAGGCCAGCCUGCUGCAGAUCGUGGGCUACAGGAAGCUGGUGGGAGAGGUGGAGAAACUACGCAGAGAACAAUACGACUGUGAGAACCAAGAGCACGAGGACAUGCUCAUGAAGCUGUGGAAGGAGCUGCGUCCCGACUCUCCUCUCACUGGACGGAUCUCUAAGCAGUGGUGUGAGAUCGGGUUUCAGGGCAGCGACCCCAAGACAGACUUCAGAGGGAUGGGACUGCUGGGGCUGAGCAACCUGCUGUAUUUCGCAGAACACGACAAAACCACGGCUCUGCAGAUGCUCCACGACUCUCUGCAGCCGAAGCACAAUGAGACAAACAGCCCUGAGUGGGAACAGAAGAACAUCGACAAAGCUAUCGGUUACUCCUUUGCCAUCGUGGGCAUCAACAUCACGGACCUGGCGUUCUCUCUGCUGAUCAGCGGAGCUUUGAAGACGCAUCUUUAUAACGUAGCUCCAGAAACACCAAGUCUGAGAGACCUGCAGCAGACCUUCUGUUACCUGAUGCAGGAGUUCCAGCGGUUCUGGGUGGACGAGGAUCCGUCCGACAUCAUGGAGUUCAACCGCGUCCGGAGCAAGUUCCACCGCCGGAUCCUCCGCCAGCUGAAGGACCUCGACACCGCUCUGUGUCCCCACUUCACCGCCUCCGACCUGCACCUGGUCAACCUCUAAACCCCCACACACACUCUCUCUCACACACGGAGAGACCCCCACACACACUCUCUCUCACACACGGAGAGACCCCCACACACACUCUCUCUCACACACGGAGAGACCCCCACACACACUGGAUGUCCGGUAGGCCAAAAAAAAUUUGAUUAAAUCUGUAGAUCUUUCAAAAAGCUGGACACAUCUGGGGAGACUCUUCCUUCUCUGCUCAGCUAACGUCAUGUUGCGUCACUGCCAAAAGCUCUCACACACACACACACACACACACACACACACACACACACACACACACACUGCCUCUCCUCCACCAGCAUCAGAGAUAUGACCGUAGCGAUUGUAGCUGUGCAUGAGGAGGCUGCACCUCACUUCUGUGCUUUUAUUCUCAUAACAAACCAAAUUUACACUUAAAGUAGAUUUUAGCGACGUGGUGCUCUCAUCAGUUCAGAAUAUUUUGGCAAUCAGCUGUCGGGCUUUCAGAAACGUGUCAAAGGUGAUAUUUUGUAAAUGAAGAGCUAUUGAUAUUUAAUUUUAAAGAAGCUAAUAGAAGUAUUGCUGGAGCUGAUUCAAUCAGAUUAUCUGUGUGUGUGUGUGUGUGUGUGUGUGUGUGUGUGUGUGUGUGUGUGUGUGUGUGUGUGUGUGUGUGUGUGUGUGUGUGUGUGUGUGUGUUAGCUGUAGAUUGUACUUUUUUUACGUCACAUUACAGACUCUCCGUGCCAACAUAUCGAAUGUGGAGAGAUGUAAUUCACAGCAGAAGUUUCUUGUGAGCUCAAAUGUACAUUUUGUAAAUCUGCAAAAAUAAUGUUCAGAAAUAAUAAUUACGUUUAUGGAGUUAUGAAACUUAAAGUGUUUCAUACUUUUAACAGCUAAUUUUAAUUUGGCUUAUAAUUUAAUUUAUUCUAACUGGUUUGUACCUUAUUUUUUUCUUAUCAUUUUUUUCAUAUUUUUCUUAUUUUUGUAAUUAUUUUAUUCUUAUUUAUAUAUAUUUUAUUUGUUUAUUGUAUUUAAAUGUCCUCUUGCUAUUUAAGUUUAAACUACUGAUCAUUAUUUUUACAGGUUUGCCUAAAAACCUUUGCUUUGAGUUUUGAAUGUUUCCGAUUGUUUGACGUCUUUUCAUUCAUUGAAUGUGACACAUGUUGUUUCAGCCAAAGCAAUAAUGUACAUUAACGUCAGCGCACAGUUAUUAAUGUGUUACUUUGCACCGAGCGUGCCUCACUAACGUUUGAUUUAUUAACUCAGAGCUGGGAGCCAAUCACAGCCGCUGCAGGAAGCGGUAGAUAAACCUCAAAAGUCUUCUCCAUCAUUAUCUAUCUUUCUCACCAUGAAGAAAUAACCAUGUGCUUAUGAACGCAACACGUCUGCAACAGCACGAUACAUAACAUAUCAAAUGCACAGUUGCUCCGUUAAUAAUUAAGUGGGUGAUUUUAAUUAAAAACCUGACGGUGAAACUAGAAAAAGCUGAAUGUAAAGGCGUUAAGCCAGCAAACAUAUUUAGUAGCUAUACAAUUGUCACAAAAUCACCAAAAAAUACAAUUAUGUUUUUCUGGUGGAAAAAAAUAUAUAAUCAUCAUAAAUGUUACAAACAAAUGAGACUGUAGGAAAGAGGGAAACCUGCACCAAAAAUGUUUUAAUGUCAAAUUCCACUGAGAAAAAAAUCAAACAUUUGAGGAAAUCUUGCAAAACAAACCUGUUUUAGAUGAAAUGUUAUUUUGAAUGAAGCCCCAUGUCACUGAUCGUCUCUCAGCUCUGAGUCAUUUACAGUUUUAUCAAAUCACCUCACGUCUGUUUCUUCACUUGAACAAAUGUAUUGCUCUGAGAAAUGUACCAUAUAUUUUCCUGCCAUGCUUGCACUGUUGAUUGUGUUUAAAUAGAGUAAAAUAACUUUGACGUGUCAGAGGUUAUUAUUGAAUUGCUUUGCACUAUAGUAGAGAAUAUAACGCGGUUUCCUUUGUUAGCGCGGCGCUGCUUUAAACGCCUCUUGAACUGCAUGAUGCUCUUUCUAUCGUCACAGCUUUCUGUAUUAUAGAGUAUUCAUAUUAUAUAUAUUGUUAAUGUGUGCUUCAUUUGUCUGUGCUGUACUUUUUGAGAUCACAAUAAAGACUAAGUGUCGGGAAAAAAAACUACA
This is a messenger RNA of Trematomus bernacchii (emerald rockcod), 3304 nucleotides long. It is a transcript of the gene elmod1, whose product is annotated as ELMO/CED-12 domain containing 1. Gene Ontology annotation, molecular function: GTPase activator activity. The transcript is spliced from 11 exons. Bases 202 to 1185 code for a protein of 327 amino acids. Lineage: Eukaryota; Metazoa; Chordata; Actinopteri; Perciformes; Nototheniidae. The record is from RefSeq and is a predicted model, not a curated record.